UGUGUGUGUCUGUGUGUGUGCACUCGGUCGCAAGCCUGUUCCCUGCGUGGAGAAGAGGAUCUCCUUGUCAGAGAACAACAAGGGCCGACGUAAACUGGUCGAGCUGUCGCUCUCGCAGGACUGACGAUGUUUCGCAAGAAGAAAAAGAAGAGGCCCGAGAUUUCGGCCCCGAGGAAUUUCGAGCACCGCGUGCACACCUCCUUCGACGCCAAGCGCGGCUGCUUCGUGGGCCUGCCCACGCAAUGGCAGAGUCUGAUCGAGAACCUGAGGCGGCCCAAACCCAUGGUGGACCCGUCCAGGAUCACAGACGUGGAACUCAGACCCAAGAAGACCAUCGUGCGAGGAAGCAUGAUCGGACACGGGGACUACAUCGCCGCCAUGAUCAACGACAUGAGCCGGCUGUCGGUCACCAGCUCCAACUCCCUGAGGAAGAGCAGUCCCUCGUCCAGGAGGAGGGCUCAGUCUCUGGGCCGGCUGGGGGAGGUCUGCGAGGGGGACGUGUACCAGUAUGAGGACCUGGAUCUGGAGGAUCACCCAGCCCAGAGGGAGUGGAGGGACGUGGCCCGGAACGACCUCCGCGAGGGCGCGCCUCCACACUCGGCCACCAGGAGGAGCGUCUCCCUCCAGCCCAACGGGGUCCUCCCCCGGGCCAGGUCCACCUACGAGGUGAGCGUGAGCUCUCUGGACACGCCCUCGGCCCCCCCCCUGCCCCUGCUGACCUACGGGGGGGUGCAGGUGGGCAGCCCCACCGACAGACUGAUGAUGAGGAGGGAGUUUCCUCUGAGCAGGGCCAUCCCUCCUAACCAGCGGCCCAUUGCCUGCUUCUACAGCCCGGCCAUGGCUGUCCACCAGACCCCUGGAGGCCCCCCUGCAGAGUACCGCACCAACAUACCUCUGUACAUCCACCCCCACAGCCCUGGGGGGCCCUACUCCUCAUACGACCUGAAGGCAGAGUCUGCUGCCAGGCACCACUCCAGCCUGCUCGCUAGUGGCACCAGCAGCCCACUAGUGAGCAGCAUCAGAGCCCACAGGCCGGUCCGCUCCUCUGCCAGUUACACCCUGGGCCUGUCCCCCAACAUGGGCCAGCUGAGGCCUGCAGGGCCCGAGCCUCACCACCGACACUCAGCCUGCCCAAACCCCCCUCACCCCAGACAGGACAGCCCCUCCCAGCCUCGACCCUCCCCCACAGGCUCCCUGGCCACCAGCCCCCCGGGAACCUGCUCCCCGGCCUUCAGACCCCCCCACCACCCCUGCCCCAGGCCCCCCCCAGACCCCCCCAAAGUGACUCAUGAGCAGUUCAAGGCCGCCCUGCAGAUGGUGGUGGAUAAAGGAGACCCGCGCUCGUACCUGGAGAACUUUGUGAAGAUCGGGGAGGGCUCCACGGGGGUGGUCUGCAUCGCCAGGGAGAAGCACAGUGGUCGGCAGGUGGCCGUGAAGAUGAUGGACCUGCGGAGACAGCAGAGGAGAGAGCUGCUGUUUAACGAGGUGGUCAUCAUGAGGGACUACCAGCACAGGUGUGUGGUGGAGAUGUUCAAGUCUGCGCUGGUGGAGGAGGAACUGUGGGUCAUCAUGGAGUACCUGCAGGGGGGAGCGCUCACCAACAUUGUGUCUGAGACCAGGCUGAACGAGGAGCAGAUAGCCACGGUGAGUGAGGCAGUGCUGCAGGCCCUGGCCUACCUCCACUCUCAGGGGGUCAUCCACAGAGACAUCAAGAGUGACUCCAUCCUGCUCACACUGGACGGCAGGAUCAAGCUGUCAGACUUUGGGUUCUGUGCCCAGGUCAGCAAAGACAUCCCCAGGAGGAAGUCUCUGGUGGGGACACCCUACUGGAUGGCCCCAGAGGUCAUCUCCAAGUCCCCAUAUGGCACCGAGGUGGACGUGUGGUCGCUGGGCAUCAUGGUGGUGGAGAUGGUGGACGGGGAGCCACCCUACUUCAGUGAGACUCCUGUUGCAGCCAUGAGGCGACUGAGGGAUGAGCCUGCCCCCUCAGUCAGACACACCAGCCAGGUCUCCCCAGUGCUGAAGGACUUCCUGGACCGCAUGUUGACCCGGGACCCAGGGCAGCGAGCCAGCGCCACUGACCUGCUGGAGCAUCCCUUCCUGCUGCAGAGCAGCUCACCCCAGUGCCUGGUCCCCCUGGUGGAGCAGUACCGCAAGCGCAUGUCCCGCUGCUGA
This is a messenger RNA of Hypomesus transpacificus, 2175 nucleotides long. RefSeq names its product serine/threonine-protein kinase PAK 6. Lineage: Eukaryota; Metazoa; Chordata; Actinopteri; Osmeriformes; Osmeridae. Gene Ontology annotation, biological process: protein phosphorylation; regulation of MAPK cascade; intracellular signal transduction. Gene Ontology annotation, molecular function: protein serine/threonine kinase activity; ATP binding. The record is from RefSeq and is a predicted model, not a curated record. Gene Ontology annotation, cellular component: cytoplasm.